Molecule: messenger RNA, 785 nt
Organism: Sinocyclocheilus anshuiensis
Lineage: Eukaryota; Metazoa; Chordata; Actinopteri; Cypriniformes; Cyprinidae
Product: U6 snRNA-associated Sm-like protein LSm6
Exons: 4
Coding region: 186-428 (80 amino acids)
Biological process (GO): mRNA splicing, via spliceosome; maturation of SSU-rRNA
Cellular component (GO): P-body; sno(s)RNA-containing ribonucleoprotein complex; U4/U6 x U5 tri-snRNP complex
Molecular function (GO): RNA binding
Source: RefSeq, a predicted model, not a curated record
AUUGAUUGUGCUUUACAUUGGGUUGUAAUGCUAACAGGCUAAAUGAGCAGCUCAUGCUACAAGUACACCGGUUCUGUCCGAACAGAACAGCUUAUAACGUUACUACUGCAGAGGACAGCGGGUUAAAACAUAGACUUACUGUUUCAUUUGUAAAAAAUGUGUUUGGUAUACGUUAGUCGUAAAAAAUGAGUCUCCGGAAGCAGACACCAAGUGAUUUCCUGAAGCAGAUCAUUGGGAGACCAGUGGUGGUGAAGCUGAACUCUGGUGUUGAUUACAGAGGAGUCCUGGCCUGCCUUGAUGGCUACAUGAAUAUUGCUGUGGAACAGACAGAGGAAUAUGUCAAUGGCCAGCUGAAGAACAAGUAUGGAGAUGCAUUUCUCAGAGGAAACAACGUGUUAUACAUCAGCACCCAGAAGAGGAAGAUGUGAAGCCAUUUUACUAGUUUCUUUAUUCAUUAUUAGAUAAGUAAAUUGUUUACUGGCGAUAUUCAUAAUCCUUUGUUAGUUGAUGAUAAUGUUCAAUAAGUUUGUUUCAUGUUUUGUAACACAAAAUUUGGUGUUCUGCAGAGUGAUGCAGUAAAUUUGUUUUUCGACAAUAGAUUUUGCUUUUGUGUUUUCAUGAUUUAUCUGCUCCUGAGAUGCUUCUAUGAAUAUUUAAAUGGUGAUAAUUCAGUCGUAAGGAAUUGCUGAUUAGCACUUUCAAGUCUGGAGGUUGUUCAGGGCUCCUUUAUCUGCAUAUUUCAUAUUCACUGCUUAAAUGUACCUGCUGACUGUUUCACAUCAUUU